Molecule: messenger RNA, 1866 nt
Organism: Wyeomyia smithii (pitcher-plant mosquito)
Lineage: Eukaryota; Metazoa; Arthropoda; Insecta; Diptera; Culicidae
Exons: 1
Coding region: 82-1785 (567 amino acids)
Biological process (GO): DNA integration
Molecular function (GO): nucleic acid binding
Source: RefSeq, a predicted model, not a curated record
CUGACACCAGCUGAACAGAACUACGGACAGAUCGAGAAGGAAGCUCUAGCGCUUAUUUUUGCAGUUACCCGUUUUCACAAAAUGGUUUUCGGACGUAGAUUCACUCUUCAAACCGACCACAAGCCGUUGCUGAAAAUAUUUGGAAGCAAGAAGGGUAUUCCAGUUUACACCGCAAAUCGCCUACAACGCUGGGCACUCACGCUGAUGCUUUAUAAUUUCGACAUCCAGUUUGUGCCGACUGCAAGUUUUGGUCACGCUGAUCUCCUGUCACGCCUGAUGAGUUCAAACAGUAGACCGGACGAAGACUACAUCAUCGCUGCUUUGCAAAUUGAAUUGGAUGUGAAAGCGAUCCUCGACGACUCCAUCUCUGCUUUACCGGUCACAUCUGAAAUGAUAGUCAAGGAAACAAGUCGUGAUCCAGUCCUACAAAAGGUGAUCCAGCACAUCAAUCAAGGUUGGCCGCAAACUGCAACCCAACCACAGGAUCCAGCCAUUCGUCAGUUUUUCACCAGACGAGAUAGCCUGCAGAUCGUUCAAGAUUGCAUAAUGUUUGGUGAUCGGGUCGUUAUUCCAGCACGUUUCCGUAAGCGCAUCAUUCGUCAAUUGCAUCGAGGACAUCCUGGAAUGAAUCGCAUGAAAGCGUUAGCUAGAAGCUUCGUUUACUGGCCAAACAUAGACGACGAUAUAGAAACUUGUGUUCGACAUUGCAGUUCCUGUGCCGAAGCCGCCAAAUCCCCGAGAAAAACUGAUCUGGAGUCCUGGCCAAUUCCGUCGAAACCCUGGGAGCGCAUUCACAUCGACUACGCUGGCCCCGUGAAUGGUUACUACUAUUUGGUUAUCGUCGACGCUUACUCAAAAUGGCCCGAAGUUUUCCGCACCCGCAGUACAACAACGACAGCAACACUGGAAAUUCUUGAAGAAACCUUCGCAAGGUAUGGAAAUCCACGAACCCUGGUGUCAGACAACGGUUCCCAGUUCAUCAGUUCAACAUUCAAACAGUUUUGUGAAGCAAACGGAAUCUGUCACCUGACCAUAGCUCCGUAUCACCCGCAGUCGAAUGGACAGGCUGAAAGGUUUGUUGACACACUGAAGAGGGGACUCAAGAAGCUUGUCAAGGGGGAAAACACGGCCACAUUCCAACAUCUCCAGAUUUUCUUAUCUACGUACCGCUCAACCCCGAGUCGAAACUUGCCUGAAGGAAAGUCACCUGCUGACCUGUUCCUAGGAAGAUCGAUCCGUACAACACUCGAUCUUGUCAAGCCACAGAUUCCAAGCCCAACUGAAGUAAACACGAAACAAAACACUCAGUUCAACAGACGCUACAACACCAUCAAACGGGAGUUCAAAGCAAAUGAUCUGGUCUACGCAGAGGUACACCAACGCAAUGCAAUCAAGUGGAUUCCUGGAACAAUUGUGGAGCGCAAAGGCCGGGUAAACUACAACGUUCUGUUGGAAACUGGACGUCUCAUUUGCUCGCACACAAAUCAGUUGAAGCAACGUCAUGGCGAUUGCGACAGUUCUCCAGUAUUAUCCAACAUGCCGCUCUCUAUGCUGUUGGAUGAAUUCAACCUCCAACCAGUGAAGCCCGCUGUUUCUGAGAUUCCAGAUGAAUCAGCUGCCCCUGUAGUUGAAGAAGCUUCUCCAAUCAUACCUGAAGGUGAAUCAGAUGACGAUUUCCAGGAUGCAGAGUUAGCCAGUAGCCGUUCCCUGUCUCCUGCCCAGCCAGACCGUCCAGUUCGAAAUCGUAGGGUCCCAAAUUGGUUGAACCCCUACGAUCUCUUCUAAAAAGGGAGAUGUAAUGGAAUAGUCAAGUAAGCCUUGACGUGCUGUCAAGGCUAUGAAAUAACUGCUGUGAAAAAUUAUAUU